UUGCCUUGUGUGUAUAAAUUUGUGGAUGGUGCCAGAGAGUUGCCUACAACUGAUAAUAUAGAGACAGGAGGAGAAAAAUCUAAAAAGAAAGAUAAAAGAAAAAAGAUAGCAAAAAACAGUUGAAAACUUUGGAUCUUAAUGAAGAUAUUUGGGAUGAUAAAAAUUUGUCUAAGAAAGAAAAGAAAAAGGUAAAAAAGAUCAAAGAGAAGCCAGAGACCUACAAUGUUUUAACAUUGUUAGAAAAAAAAGUAAAAAAGAAAAAGAAAGGAAUAAAAUCCCAUGGUCAGAACUCUUCAAAUGUUGUUAGUAAAAUUCUUAAAGGUGACACAUCUAUUGAAAGCAGAAAACAGACAAGGAAGGAAAAAAAGAAGAAAAAAGCAAAAUUGAAAGAUUUGUUACCAAUAAAAAAGGAUCAAGAUAGCCUGCCAGUGGAAACCUUAAGUCCCAAAGAAGAAGAAGAUAAAACAAGUGAAAAUGUUGCUAAAGAUGAAUCAUUAAAUCUUAAAGAUAAUGAAGCCAAGUCACCUGAAGAACACCAGUCUCCAGACAAGAUCAUUGAGUUAUUUUGUGAAGAAAAUAUUCCCAGUAGUCCCAGUAAUGAAGAAGCUUUUCAUGUAGACUAUGACCAAGACCUACAUUUGGAAGCAUCCUCAUCUGUGGAUACAGAGACAAUUGAACAAAUGAAGAAAGCUUCACACACUAAUGGGGAUUCUCUUUUUUCAUCUUUGGUUGAAUUUUCAUCACACCUGUCUUUGAUGAAUAGUGAAAACCAAAACAAACCUGAUGUUUACACUGUGUUAGAAAAUACACCUCCAACCACUCCUGAAACUUUAGAAUCUGUGGCUUCUAACUCUCCAGCUUAUGAACAGUAUGGCUCUUCUAUUGAGAGUAUUUGUACAUCGACUGAGACAGAAUCUACUGGUGAAACAAAGACGUCUGUGGUAUUGGAAUGUGAAGAUUCUUAUUCUCAAGAUGACAGCACAUUUCCAACCGUGUGCACUAACAAUGGAAUUGUUAAGGCUGGUGCAUCAGGUUCAACAGGUAAACACAACUGGUCCAACUCUGAUGCUACCCGAGAGUAUCCUUCUAGGAAGUACAGGAAAAAGGCACAUAAACACCACAAAGGAAAACAUUCUCUUAAAAUACCCAGAGAAGACUCUAAGUCUACCAGUUUAUCAAUAAAGCAUGUAAAAAGUAAUGCUGUCAGCACUUCAUCUCCUAGCUGUGAUCCAUCUUCUCGGUCUCAUUGGACACCAAGGUUUAACUUCUGUGUUCCACUUGAUGAUUACAAGGAUGCUGAUGAAAGAAUUGCCAUCCUGCAGGAAAAGUUGUCUGAACUUAAAAAAACAUAUAUGGCCCUGAAAGCUGAAGUUGCUCUGAUUGACAGGCGUAGGAAGAAAGCCAAGAAGAAGGAAAAAGAAGCUGAUGGAGAAGCAUCCAGUGGACCAUCCAGUCUUUCUGUCCCUCUUGCAGAACACCAAUUAUCAUCAUAACAAAACCUGCAUGGCAUUGUUGUUGUUCACAAAUCCCUUGUACAGUUUUUUCACCUUACUGGAGAGCAAAAUUCCUGUUGCUUUGUACAUAAUUUCAUUACAACCUAGUGGUAUCCUAGUCUAGGUUUUAAACAAAAGACGUUUUAUAUCUUUGAUGAAAAUAUGUACUCGCCAGGGUACAGUUUGGUUCCUGAUGUCAAACAAGAACAGUUAUUGGAUGUAUUUAGUCUACUGAGAGUUGACUACUUGAAUGUGACAGGUUAUGUUACAGUACAUCUUCAUUCACUAAUUGAAAUUUGAAUUUUUUUUUCAUCUGUUUGUUUUUGUGUGUGUGUAUUUACUGCACUGUAAAUAAUAUAUAAACAUAUCUAUCAUGUGUAUAUUGUGCAAAUAAGCAUUGAGUUUGCAGUGAAAAAACACAACUUCCCCAGUAAAGAUCAGAUAACUGAAAAAAGAAAUUAUCCACUAUGAUGUUUGCACUGUGUAAUGAAAAGAAAAUUAAGUUAAAACAAAUAUGAAAUUUAAAAAGAACGUGUGAUAUUCCAUUACUCCCAAACCUGUUGCAAGUAGUAGUGUAAUCCAGAAUAAACCUAAUGAUACUAGUAAUUAAUUAUUAUUGAAAUCCUUUUGUUUUGAGUUUUUGUUUUAUAAUAUAAAAAACAUAUCAUUAUUACUUAAAUUUUAAAGGACAUUUCUAGAUAGUUUUUAUCAUUAAUGUUUUUUUUUUAUCAAUUCACCAAACUUAGCAAUGUUUAAAAAUUAUCUGGAAAGGUGAAGUUAGAAAUGAUUUGAGUCGCUCUGUUGAUGGUGUGCUUUGUAUUUUUGUAACCUGGCAAACAAUGUUAUUCAAUCUGAGAUACACAGGUUGAAAAAUUCGACUAGCAUUGUCACUGGAAAUUCAAACAUUUUGAUUCACGCAAUUAAAGGGUUUAUAAGUUACUUCUAGCUGUGAAUGGUCCCAUCUGGAAGUCUCCUUAUAAUCUGUUUUAGCACUGAGCCCAAAUUACAAAUGUUUAAUCAAUUUGAUAUCAGUUUUCAACUCUCAGUAGGCUCUUUGUGGUCAAAUAAUGAAUGAAUGAAAUUAAUAAUUUAUGUAUUUUUAUAAUGAGAUUUUCAACGAAAAAAACAACCAGUUUUAUAUGUCAUCUUUAGGCCAGAAACCUUUUGAAAUUGGAUUUUAUAAUAUAAUUCUCCUCCUUUCUUAAUAGCAAAGGAAACAUUUACAACACAUGCAACUACCAUAACAUAUACAUGUUUUAAAAUUUGUCUUUAAUUGUUUAACAAUCAAGAGUCCACUAAGACCCUACCUGCCAAGACUUUCUUUUGUUAAAAUGUUAACUGUUUUAAUGGCUUUUAGAUUGAUUUUUUAAUAUAUUUUUACAUCAAGGAGGAUAUUCCUCCAUUCACUUUUAGACAGACUUCUUUCUCUGAAAUUCCAGGUAGAUAUUUUUUAAUAACAAUGUUAUGACUGUCUUUUGGAAUUUUGAAUAGACUAUUUUAAACAGUGUUUGGUCUUAAAUUGGAAAGUUCUAGAUGUUAUGUAGGUAUUUCACUUCACCCCUUUCUGUGUUUUCAUCAUGUGAGUCUAUGCUUGAGAAAGUAAGUUGAAAUUGUUCAUAUUUUUCUACUUGUGUAAAAACUUUCAACUUUUUUUUUAUUUUAUGUAAUAUUUACCAUUGUUUCUGUUGUCCCGUAGAAGAACAGGUGAAAAUGUGGAUAAACAGUUGUUUUUGAUAUUGUAAUAGUUAAUUAAGUUUAAAGAAUUAUCUACAUGUGGCAUUACAACUAGUGAAAGUUGAAAUGUUAAUUUAUCUAGACAACUUGAGCCAACACACGUCUUAUAUUAAGGGCAGAGAACUAGAAGUACGUAUAAGUUCAUCACACUAUAUAUUUUUCAGUGUUCUGUAGUGAUCAGAACAGGUUAGUCAGUAUGGAAACACUACAUGAUUAGAGACUCGAACUUGGGUCAGUAAGGUAUAAAACGAAAUUUAAACACAUUGUGGAUUUGAGCAUUACAUUUCUGUUACUUUGUUCAAUAUGUUACCGAUUUUUUGCAGUGUAUUCAGUUUCUGUAAUAAUUGAAGUACAAUAUCCACAUGUUUUGAUUAUUUACAAAAUGGUCUGCAAAUAUGUUCCAGUAAUAAAUAAAUAAAUAAGAACUGGACUUGGUUGAAACAGUUAAGUGCGUUUCUAAUUCUUAUACUUGUAUGUUGAUAAUUUUGAACAAGAUAAGUUUGCGAAUGAAAAACGUGUAGAAGUUUUAAAGUUUUACAUUGUUAUUGUUUUAUUUACUGGUAGAAAAGUAUCCAAUAUAAUUACAACAGUUUUUAAGCACGGUGACUAUUUUACCAACUGAUUUUAUCAGUUUCUAAAAAGUUUUCAAAAUUUCAGAUGUGAAAAAAAAGAAUUAAAAGUUUACUCUAUGUUUAACCGUAUGUCCUCUGUCCUCGUAGUUUCUAUGUAAAAGAAAUGAAAUUUGUAUUAAGGAUCAGUAAGAAUCUAUGAAUGUUCUUUUUUGUAUAAUUAGAAAAGAGAUUUCUUUUGUUGUUUUGGUACUUCCUAAGGAGGAACAAGUUAUUAGAAACGUAUAAUCAACUUUAGAAAUUUAUUACAUAAAGUGAAAUAACAAACGUAGAAAUAGCUUGAUUGAUAUACCAAGUUUAGAAGUUUAUUACAUAAAAUGACAUACCAAAUGUUGAAACAGGACACUUGGUAGAUAUAUCAAAUUUAAAAGUUUAUUACAUAAAAUGUUGAAACACCUUUACUUCUACAAUUAACACUCCCCCCUCCCCUAAAAACAAUUUUUUUUUUGGCGCGCACAAUUCUGUGACCACAAAAUCUCUGGAAUAUUUUAUAGCCAGUUAUCUACUCUGAAAACAAAAUAAAAGUUUAAUUCUCAGUCCUUUAAAUUAACAACAAAAAAUACGAAUUGGAAGUUUAUUGUGUAUUGUUUAUGAUGCAUGAAGUACCUAAAAAUAACACAUGAUGCGUGAUUUUAGAGGUGAAAGGUUGGUUUUAAAACUUUCGUACGAAACAGUUGUGUAUGCUAAUUUGAUAAACGUUUAAUGGAAAUGGCCUUCUUAUUUAUUAGUACGUUGAAAAUGUAAAGUCAUGUCAGUAUAUGUAAAUAAAUAGUUUCUUACAACC
Limulus polyphemus (Atlantic horseshoe crab) is the source of this 4640-nucleotide messenger RNA. RefSeq names its product AT-rich interactive domain-containing protein 4B-like. Gene Ontology annotation, molecular function: transcription cis-regulatory region binding. The record is from RefSeq and is a predicted model, not a curated record. The transcript has 4 exons. Gene Ontology annotation, biological process: regulation of transcription by RNA polymerase II. Gene Ontology annotation, cellular component: nucleus. The coding region runs from base 681 to 1493 and encodes 270 amino acids. Lineage: Eukaryota; Metazoa; Arthropoda; Merostomata; Xiphosura; Limulidae.